AUGCGAAAAGAGCUGUUCAUGCGUAUAGCUAACGAUAUCGCUUCUUUCUCCCCAGUUGGUGAUGAGCCUGUGCCUCAUCAUUUUGUUGAGUUUCGAAACCAGCGUGUAGAUGCACGAGGUAAACUCGGUUUUUCUACAAUUCAAAAGUGUACAUCUGCGAUACGUCAGCUGGAGUAUGGCAAUGUGGCCGAUUCACUUGAUGAGUAUCUACAAAUGGGUGAACAAACUUCCAAAGAUGCGCUUGAUGCUUUUUGUAAGUGUGUGUUUGACCUUAACAUGGAAGAGUAUUUACGAAGACCAACAACAGAUGAUAUACAACGUCUCUACCAGAAACACGCAGAACUUCAUGGUUUUCCAGGGAUGCUUGGGAGCAUCAACUGUAUGCAUUGGCCCUGGAAAAGGUGUCCAAAAGCAUGGCAAGGCCAGUUCACUCGAGGUUCGAACAAUGACAUAAACGUACUCAAUCAAUCACAUUUGUUUAGGGAAAUCGUUGAGGAUAUGGCUUCGGAUACUUCAUUUACGGUUAACGGAACAGAUUAUCAGAAGGGGUACUAUCUAGCCGACGGUAUUUAUCCUGAGUGGGCGACAUUUGUCAAGGCCUUUUCAUGCCCACAAGACCUGAAGAAGAAAAAAUUCAAGAAGUAUCAAUAA
Erigeron canadensis is the source of this 651-nucleotide messenger RNA. RefSeq lists its product as uncharacterized. The record is from RefSeq and is a predicted model, not a curated record. The transcript is spliced from 2 exons. Bases 1 to 651 code for a protein of 216 amino acids. Lineage: Eukaryota; Viridiplantae; Streptophyta; Magnoliopsida; Asterales; Asteraceae.